UUACGCGCGCUAGCAGUUGCUUAGUUACUCCUCUCACACACUAAAAACUAUACAAACACACAAACACUUCUCUCUCUCUCUCUCUCUUCUUUCUCUCUCUACAACUCCAUAUGAGUAGUUCUUUCUACCAUUUUUGAAAAUGUAUGUAAAAAAUGAAUGUUUAAGCUAUAACAAAUUGACCCAGUUCAUCCAUAUAUACAUACAUACUUCUCAGAAGCCGAUCUUCUGAUCUGAAAUGGGGAAGAAAGGAAAUGGUUGGUUCUCAUCUGUGAAGAAAGUGUUUAAACAUUCUUCCAAAGAUUUGCCAGAAAAAAAGGAGAUCAAUGUGGAGAAACGAGAGCAUGAAGUUCCAGAAGUUGUGUCCUUUGAACAUUUUCCUGCUGAGAGUUCCCAUGAUGGUACAAAUGAUGAGAGUGGUUCCUCAACUCCACAAUCACAAGACCGAAACCAUGCUAUUGCUGUAGCUGUGGCUACUGCUGUGGCCGCUGAAGCAGCGGUCGCAGCAGCACAAGCCGCUGCUAAAGUAGUUCGCCUUGCUGGCUAUGGACGCCAGUCAAGGGAAGAAAAGGCUGCAAUUCUUAUACAAUCAUAUUAUAGAGGCUAUUUAUCAAGACGGGCUUUGAGAGCAUUGAAGGGAUUAGUGAGGCUUCAAGCAUUGGUGAGAGGCCACAAUGUGAGAAAACAAGCACAAAUGACAAUGAGAUGUAUGCAAGCUUUGGUUAGAGUCCAAGCAAGAGUGAGAGCUCGUAGACUUCAGUUGACUCAUGAAAAGUUGGUGAUUAAGGAGGAUGAGGAAGAGGAAGAGGAAGAGGAGUUGGGAAGAAGAUCAUCAGGAGUAACUGAGUCACAAAAGCUUAAAAGUCCUUUGAAGAAGAAUGAAAGUAAGGGAAGACAUCAUAGGCAUAGAAGUUCAGAAAAAGUCAAAGAUAAUCAAUCAUUGAGACAUGAUCCUGUUAUGAAAAAGGAAAGAGCUCUUGCUUAUGCUUUUGCUUACCAGCAACAACAACAACAUCAGCAACAACUUCUACAAACCAUAACAGACAGCAACGAAUUUGGGCUCCAAACGGAUCCACGAGACAAGGCCCAAUGGGGUUGGAACUGGCUAGAGCGUUGGAUGUCAUCGCAACCCUACACCGGCAACGGACGCCGCUCCGACCCAUUAAGAGAAACCUCAUACGCCAAUCUGGCCACCACUGCCACCACUCUCAGCGACGGCGACGCCGCGUCGGAGAAGACAGUCGAAAUGGACGUGGCAGGAGCUUCAAGGUCGGACCAUAUCAACAAUAUGGGCCUGGACUUUCUCGAUUCUAGCUCUUAUUCGACUCGACAAGUCCGUCAAGGAAGCCCAAAUAAUGUUCCGAGUUACAUGGCCCCGACCCAGUCCGCUAAAGCUAAGGCCCGAUACCAAGGCCCAGGAAGUGUGAAGCAGCGAAGCCCAGCUACGCCUCAGUGGAAUCCGUCGACAAGGAGAGGAUUGGGUUCUGGUGUUGAUUCGUCGAGCUCGGGUGGUGGAACGACGACGUUUUUGGCUAGAACACCAAGCCCAAAGAAUAAUGGGCUUUUAUAUUCGAAUGGAAGACGGGCCGUAGGCUGUGGCCCAGAUUCACCAAGUGGUGGUGGUGGUGGUGGUGAAGAUUGGGGGAUACCUUUGAAUGUUCAUAACAAUCAUCAUCAUCGUCACCAUGGUUGGAGACAAGAUUUUGAUUGAUUAUAAUUAAUUGCGUUUCCAAGCUUCUAUGUUGUUGUUGUUGUUGUGAGAUUGAGAAUGAUAUGAACUUUGUUUGAUAUUUAUCUUUUUUCUUUUUAACUUAUUUGUUUUAAUAAUCUUUAAUCCAAACAAACCACUUUAUCAUCA
This is a messenger RNA of Cannabis sativa, 1855 nucleotides long. RefSeq names its product protein IQ-DOMAIN 21. The record is from RefSeq and is a predicted model, not a curated record. The transcript is spliced from 5 exons. Gene Ontology annotation, molecular function: protein binding. The coding region runs from base 236 to 1708 and encodes 490 amino acids. Lineage: Eukaryota; Viridiplantae; Streptophyta; Magnoliopsida; Rosales; Cannabaceae.